UUAUUUAAACAACGAUUCUUAACCCUGUAUGAACAGUAAACAAGCUUAUUAGAAACAGCAAUACGAAGAAACGUUCUGUUGCGAUUCUGGGUUAAUCUGAAUCAGAAAUAACAGAUGUAUUAUCACUAUUGUUGUUGUAUUUCUGUAUAUUUCUACUCGAGUAUCCUGUUUAACGUUUAAGAUCCGCAUCUCUGUCAUGUGGAAACCAGUUUCCAGCACAUAACAGAAAUACCGGUGAAUUAAUAAACAUCGGUCACGGUUCUGCUGGAGUGAGUUGGUGAUGUGCUUCUGCAGAUGUGAGCAGGCGUGAUGGGAGUUCAUGGACUGUGGAAGCUCUUGGAAAGCACCGGAAAACCCAUCAAUCCUGAAACACUGGAGGGGAAGAUCUUAGCUGUCGACAUCAGUAUCUGGCUGAAUCAGGCGGUCAAAGGAGUGCGGGAUCGCGAUGGGAACGCGGUGCAGAACGCUCAUCUCCUCACGCUCUUCCAUCGCCUCUGUAAGCUGCUGUUCUUCCGCAUCAGACCUGUGUUUGUGUACGAUGGAGACGCGCCGCUGCUCAAGAAACAGACGCUGGCCAUCAGGAGGCAGCGGAGGGAGGAGAUGAGCCGCGAGUCCAGACAGACCAAUGAGAAGCUCCUCCGGACCUUCCUGAAGAGACAGGCCAUCAAAGCAGCUUUAGGAGAUCAGAGUCGGGAGGCGAUUCCCAGCCUGUCGUCUGUGAGACGAGACGAUCAGGACGACAUGUACGUUCUGCCUGCACUUCCUCCUGAUGAGAAGAGACACGAGAGCAGUUCAGAGGAGGAAAGAGACGCAGACGAAUCACUGCAGACCUACAGCAGACUCCAGGAAGAGGUCUAUGACAACCCCAACUCUGUAGACAUCAACUCUGAGGAGUUUUCCCUCAUGCCACCGGAGGUCAAACACGAAAUCCUGAAAGAAAUGAAGGAGUUCAGCAAGAGGCGACGCACCCUGUUCCAGAAACCCCCAGAGAGGUCCGGCGAGUUCUCUCGGUAUCAGCUGGCGGGUCUCCUGCAGAGGAACAGUCUCAACCUGCGUCUGGAGGGAGUGCAGCAGGAGAUGAACCAGCACAGCUCUGGAGCAGCGGAUGCCAGCAGAGACCAGCACACAGAGAUCCGCCGUCUGGUGUCCGAGGAGUCCUCACACUACAUCCUCAUUAAAGGGUCCCAGAAGAAGGCCGGCGCUCCGGACGGUCAGUCGACUCCAGCGCUGUGGUCCAGCAGUCCGUGGGAACGCAAAGGGAGGCCAAAAGGGAAGCCUGAGCCCUUGUGGCGGCCCGUGACUGAGGAAGAUGAGAACAAGCCUUCCUCCUCCUCGUCCUGUGCUGAGGAGCCGCCCUCGCCUCGAACCCUACAGACCAUCCAGAGCACCGUGACAGAUCCCGCAGACGGACGCAAACGCAGAACAUACGUCAUCAGCAGCAGCUCCGAGGACGAGGAUGAAGCGGCGGUUCCUGACAGGAGCCUCGUGUCCGAGGUCAGUGCAGGAGGAGGUGUAUCUCCCAGGACUCUGCUGGCCAUACAAGAAGCUCUGGGAGAAGAAGCUGUGGAGCCGAGGAGCAGCUCUGAUGGAGAGGACCCUGGAGUCGGUGUUUCCUCACAGUCCAGAACGCCUCUGAUUCUCAGAUCUGCUGGAUCUGAAAGCCAGGAGGAGACACGUGAGCCUGCGGUAAAUCCUCUUCUAAUGCAAAGACACGCGAGCGCUUCCUCUGAUCGCAAACCUGUGAAUGCAGACCGAACGGAUCCGACGGAGGAAAAUAAAGUGAAGAGUGAAGAUGAGGAGGAAAGCAGCUCGGAAGAGAGUUUUAUCGAGGUGUCUGAUGCGGAGGAACCGUCUGAAACAGAGGAAUCUCACGUCAAAGCAGAAGCAGCAGCCGAUAAAAGCACCUCAGAAGAGGAAGAGGAGGAGAGAACAGAGGAAGAGGAGAGCAGAGAGGAAGAGUCCGGCGUCCAGAGCCCAGAUGAGAGCGAAGAAGUCAACGAGUCUGUAAAUGAAGCUCCUGCUGCGAGCGAGUGGGAUCACAUCGACACGGAGGAGCUGCUGCAGCUGGACAGAGAUCUGCAGGACGAGCAGAUGAAUCUGAGAGAGCAGCAGCAGAAGCAGCAGCGCAGCAGCAGCACCGUCACCGGACAGAUGUGCCAGGAGAGCCAGGAGCUGCUGCGUUUGUUCGGUGUGCCGUUCAUCGUGGCGCCGAUGGAGGCUGAAGCCCAGUGUGCAGCGCUGGACCGACUGGACCAAACACACGGCACCAUCACUGACGACAGCGACAUCUGGCUCUUCGGUGGACGCCACGUCUACAAGAACUUCUUCAGCCAGAACAAAUACGUGGAGCAUUACCAGUGUGUGGACAUGCAGAGCCAGCUGGGGCUGGACAGGAGCAAACUCAUCAAUCUGGCGUAUCUUCUGGGCAGUGAUUACACCGAAGGCGUUCCGGGAGUGGGAUUCGUCUCCGGGAUGGAGAUCCUCAACGAGUUUCCCGGAGCCGGUUUAGAGCCGCUCGUUCAGCUCAGUGAAUGGUGGACUGAAGCGCAGGAGAAUAAGAAACUGGCCUCCAACCCUAGAGACACAAAGGUGAAGAAGAAACUGAGGAAUCUCCAGCUUCAUCCUGGUUUCCCGAACCCUGCUGUGGCUCAGGCUUACCUGGAGCCCACCGUCGACCAAUCAGACGCCUCGUUCAGCUGGGGCCGCCCACACCUGGAGCUCAUCAAAGAGUUCUGUCAGAACCGCUUCGGAUGGAGCAGCAGGAAGACUGAAGAAACGCUGCAGCCGGUGCUCAAACAGCUCCAGACGCAGCAGACGCAGCUGCGCAUCGAUUCGUUCUUCCGUCUGGAGCAGCAGGAGCGGCAGUCGAUCCGGAGCCAGCGUCUGCGCAGAGCCGUCACCUGCCUCAAGAGAAAGGAGAGAGAGGAGGAAGAGGAGGAGGAAGAACCGUCUCCGUCUAAGCAGGUCAGGAGCGGGGCCCCUGGAGCCACGGGGCCGCUCACAGGAGGAUUCAUAGAGCCAGUGCCUCACCUGAGCUCACCUGCAGACACACGGGACGAGACGAGGGGCGGGACCACGCUGUUGAUGUCAUCGAGGGCGGAGUCAAGCAGCUCCAGCUCAGAGGGUGAGGAGGAGCGUGGGCGGGGCGUCGCUAUGGUUACAGCGCGUUCUGUGUUCGAGGGCAAAACCAGAGGAAGAGGGAAACGAGGAGGAAGAGGAAGGAGCAGAAACAGAUGAUGAUGACAACAAACAAACAAAUUAACAGUUUACAUGGGAAAUGUCUUGUUUAUAGUAACGACGAUGCUGUUUAAUUAAUAUACUGUGUGAUUACUUCAGAAAUGCCGACAUGAAAUCAUGAAAAAUAAAGAAUGACAUCAAUAUUUCUUCACAUUAGAACAGAUCUGCCAACUUUUUUACUACUGCUGUUUUUCUAUUUCUAUUUUUGAAAAACUUUAAAUGAAUUUGCAAAAAAA
Molecule: messenger RNA, 3473 nt
Organism: Onychostoma macrolepis
Lineage: Eukaryota; Metazoa; Chordata; Actinopteri; Cypriniformes; Cyprinidae
Gene: ercc5
Product: excision repair cross-complementation group 5
Exons: 16
Coding region: 310-3237 (975 amino acids)
Biological process (GO): nucleotide-excision repair
Cellular component (GO): nucleus
Molecular function (GO): DNA endonuclease activity; single-stranded DNA binding
Source: RefSeq, a predicted model, not a curated record